Triplophysa rosa is the source of this 5411-nucleotide messenger RNA. It is a transcript of the gene adcy7, whose product is annotated as adenylate cyclase 7. The transcript has 26 exons. The record is from RefSeq and is a predicted model, not a curated record. Gene Ontology annotation, cellular component: plasma membrane. Gene Ontology annotation, molecular function: adenylate cyclase activity. Gene Ontology annotation, biological process: cAMP biosynthetic process; adenylate cyclase-activating G protein-coupled receptor signaling pathway; adenylate cyclase-inhibiting G protein-coupled receptor signaling pathway. Bases 759 to 4058 code for a protein of 1099 amino acids. NCBI's taxonomy places the organism in Eukaryota, Metazoa, Chordata, Actinopteri, Cypriniformes, Nemacheilidae.
CCCCGGAUAUCCACAGGUGUCCAGUCUUCACUCACAUUUGUCUUUAGUAGCGAGCUCUGCGUGUCUCGAUGUGUCUUUCUUUCUGUGUGAGUGUAGUUGAGGUUUGGCUGAGGAUGCCAUGGAGAGCAGCCAUCAGCAUUACGCUCUGUAAUGAAGAGAGAACUGAAUCCACAAAUGUUGAACUCUGCCCAAAAUCCUUUUUACAGAUGCUGAGAGCAGCCAGCGUGGGAAUGACUACACAGAGGAGUGUUUAUAGAGACCUGAUAAGCUGACCUGAAAUUGUUCUCUAAACUUUCAUGAAUUAUUUAGCCGCUCUUAAAAUGAAUCUAGGAAGUUUAUAAAACAGAAAGCUUACAGAAUGAUUACAGAAGGAAUUUUUUGGACAUGAAAGCAUCUUAAUUGCAUCGUAUCCCCUGUCACCCGACAUACACACAGAACGAUAGCCAUCUGCGGCAGCACUGGGAGGCACCUAAAGGGUCCAUACGCUCUGCCUGCUAUUACGGAGUGAGGAAAAAAGAAUAGGAAAAGUGAAAGACGGAGAAAACAUUUCAUAAAGGACAUGAGCAGAAUGGUCCUUUGGAGGGGGGAGAUGAAGUGUUCUGCUCUGGAAUGACCUCCCACACACACUUGUGUGGUUUCUAUGGGGAUUUCUGCAUAGCCGCACUCUUCUGGAUGGAAGGAGUUGGAUUUCCGUGCCAUCGGAUUGCUCUGCUGUGAUUGGUCAGUUUUAUUCGGCUGCCACACUGCCGCUGGUCAGAAUGCCAGCAAAAGGGAAAUACUUGCUGAACGAGCAGAAGUUGAAACAGGAAGCGCUGUACAGAAAAUUUUCUGGCAUUAGCCAAUAUCAGCCGUUCGUUCUGUUGCUGGGACUGAGCAUGCUCACAUGUGCUACACUGCUUGUGUUCUUCUUCAGCCUAAAACUGAACGCACACGUUCAUGGGGCAUUCGUGGGCGUUGUGGGAGGAGCAUUGUGUUUGUUCUUGGCUGUAUUUGUAUUGGUGUGUGCAGAGACCCUCUCUCAGAGAUGGAGAACUUUGCUUGGCCUCGCUGUGUGGUCCACACAUCUCACAAUGGGCUUCACCUUUAUUUACAGCGCAGACCAAAUACUACCAUGGGACCAGGUGCCCUUCUUCCUCUUCAUCAUCAUCACAGUUUACACCAUGCUGCCAUUUCAGAUGAGCUAUGCUGUAACUCUGAGUAUCAUCUCCUCUCUGUCUCACAUCAUUGUUCUGUCAGUGCACCUCACAGUGAUCCAGAAGGACGUCAGGCCUAGACAACCCAUAACCAAUCAGCUGUUGUCAAAUGCAGUGGUGUUUGUUUGUGGAACUGUAGUUGGGGCAUUUCAUAAGGUUUUGAUGGAGAAAGCUCUUCGGCAGACGUUUCAGGAUACUCUCCGCUGCCUUGGCAUUCGCAUGAAACUGGAGAUUGAAAAGAGACAACAGGAAAACCUGUUACAGUCAGUGCUUCCUGUAUACAUCUCCAUGAAGAUGAAACUGGCCAUAAUGGAGCGCUGCAAAUGCAAAGACAAAGAGGAACAGCAGCGUAUGGUGCGAGACAACAACUUCCACAGUCUCUAUGUGAAAAGACACGAGAACGUCAGUAUCCUGUAUGCUGACAUUGUGGGUUUCACACGUUUGGCCAGUGACUGUUCUCCCAAGGAGCUUGUGAUCAUGCUGAAUGAACUUUUUGGAAAAUUUGACCAGAUUGCAAAAGAGAAUGAGUGUAUGCGAAUAAAAAUUCUUGGUGACUGUUAUUACUGUGUGUCUGGCCUGCCCGUUUCUCUGCCAAAGCAUGCCAAAAACUGUGUAAAAAUGGGCCUGGACAUGUGUGAAGCCAUCAAGCAGGUGCGGGAGGCAACAGGUGUGGAUAUAAACAUGCGAGUAGGUGUGCACUCUGGAAACGUCUUAUGUGGUGUGAUUGGCCUACGGAAGUGGCAGUUUGAUGUGUGGUCACAUGAUGUGACCUUAGCCAAUCAUAUGGAGUCUGGAGGGUUACCCGGCCGAGUUCACAUCACGGAGGCGACUCUAAAGCAUCUGAACAAAGCGUAUGAGGUGGAGGAGGGGAAUGGUCACCUGAGAGACCCCUACCUUAAAGAGCUCAACAUCAAGACUUACCUGGUCAUAGACCCACGGUCAAAAGAAUCAUCGCUGAUGGCUCCCAGCGUUACUAAGCCUCGUGUGAGCGACGGUUUGAAGAUGCGAGCUUCUGUGCGGAUGACACGCUUUCUGGAGUCGUGGGGGGCCGUAAAACCCUUCGCUCACCUGCAGAGCCGAGAGGAAUUCAGCGCAGAUGCCAUGGUCAAUGGCAAGGGUCGCUGCAAGGACAUCCCUCUUCGAUCAGUACCGACCAAAAUUACAGAAAGGAAUAAAUCUCAGAAGACGAAGUUUGAUGAAGAACUUCACGACAAGAUGACCACCACCAUCAAUGACCUGAGCUCCAGCAAGCAGUGGGUGAACUCUGAAGAGAUCUCUGGCCUUACGCUGUGGUUUACAAAAAGAGAUCUAGAAAAGCAGUACAGGACUAUAGAGAUGCCAAACUUUAAAUACUACAUUGGCUGCGCCACCUUCAUCUUCAUCUGCAUCUUUAUCAUCCAGAUGUUUGUUACCCAACAGCGUAAAGAGCUGGGACUGGCAUUUGCAGUAUUGGCGUGUGUUCUUCUUUUGACCCUGUGCAUCUGUUUUGCAGGUCAUAUUCAGAGAAUGUUUCCAGAGAAACUGAAGUCCUGUAUGUGGCUGUCGGCUCUAUCGGAUGCAGUGGUAAAGAGGCCUUUUGUGCGCCUCCCAUUGGCAACUUUUGCUACCGCAGUCAUAGUCAUCCUCGCCAUGUUCAACUUGUAUUUUAAAAAGACAGAUUUAUGUGAUACUCCAAGGCAAAAUAACAGCAAUGUUUCGGAUUCUUAUGUGGAUGAUCUUUCAUAUUUGCCUUACUCAGUAUAUAAUUGUAUAUUGGCGUUGAUCGCCUGUGGAGUGUUUUUGAGAGUGAGCUUGGAGCUCAAGGUGGCCUUCCUCUUCAUCGUCUCUACUGUUUACUACAUCAUCAUUCUCUACUCUCAGGAGAAUCUCUUCCACAGCUACAAAUGCCUGCAUUUCACUAACCACAGCGGUGAGGACGACAGUCUUAUACUGUCCAAAUUAGGACUUAUGAAGCACCCACAACACAUGAGCUGCAUCUACAUCACACUCUUUCUCUUUACCAUGCUGCUCAUAUCCCGCCAGAUUGAGUACCGCUGUCGUCAGGACUUCCUGUUGAAGAACAAGAACCAGGCUGAUAAGGAAGAAGUGGAGCUAUGCGAAAACCUGAACCGCCUCCUCCUGGAGAACGUUCUCCCUGCGCAUGUGGCUGCACUCUUUGUGGGGGAGAACAAAAAGAAUGAGGUGGGGCUGCUGUCCACUAUCUCUUUACUAAACCAGAAAUACAAGGACCUCUACUAUAAGUCGUAUGACUGUGUAUGUGUGAUGUUCGCCUCUGUGCCAGACUUCAAAGAGUUCUACACUGAGUGUGACAUCAAUAAAGAAGGACUGGAGUGCUUGAGGCUCCUCAAUGAGAUCAUCGCUGACUUUGAUGAGUUACUAUCAAAACCUAAGUUUAGUGGUGUGGAGAAGAUUAAAACCAUUGGCAGCACAUACAUGGCUGCUGCAGGACUGAGUGGACCUCCUGAGCAGACCAACCAGGACCGUGAGAGGCAGCAUGCACAGAUUGGAAACAUGGUGGAGUUUGCCAUCGCUUUAAUUGGCAAACUGGAUGGCAUCAACCGACACUCAUUCAACACGUUCAGGCUUCGCGUGGGUAUAAACCACGGGCCGGUUAUUGCCGGGGUGAUUGGAGCCAGGAAACCACAGUAUGACAUUUGGGGAAACACUGUGAAUGUGGCCAGCCGGAUGGAAAGCACUGGAGAAAUGGGCAAAAUACAGGUGACUGAGGAGACAUCUGAUGUCCUGCAGAAGCUGGGUUACUCAUGUGAGUGCCGUGGCCUGAUAAACGUAAAGGGCAAAGGAGAACUCAAAACCUUCUUUGUGUGCACAGACUCCAGCAAACAGCAGGGCAUGGGUCUGAGCUGAGACUCCCACUGACAGAUCCACACACACACAGACUCCGGACAUAUAUGUGAUCUUUAGUUUAAUGUUUUAUUGCUACUGGAUAUGUUUUUAUUAGAGCAUGUCUAAAGAACUGCACAUUCUCUGAAGUGUUCGCUUGUUUUGACAGCAUGUGAAGAGCUGACACUUUCAGACACAACCAUCUUGCAUUAUAUACAUUCAAGUAUUUUACACAUGACUAUCCUCUUGUGGGAAACAGACCACGAGACACUGGGUAACUGAGUUCGCUGAAGGAAAACUCAUUCCCAGUAUUACUUGCAGACUUUCUGGGUACUGCUGUCAGUGUGCCCUUGAUCCAGUUGGAUUUAGACUGAUUUGGGAUGACUGAGUUUUGAACUUACAUACACUCUCAUCUGAGACUCUCAUGGACCAACACAUGACCCACACAAACCAAUCAAAGAUAAUAGCAAAUGUGAAAACAUUUAGAAUUUCUUCCAUUGUUUGAUCUUAUUUUAAAACAUUUUGUCAAGCUCAAAUAGUUGAAUCUACUAUUUGCAUUCCUUUCUAGCAUUUUCACAAGGCCAAAUGUUCAUGCAGUGCUCUCUUGCAUUGAUUUGCUGUUGCAUUGAUUGUGGAGGUUGGAUAUCAGCCUUCGCUGGCUUCAUAAUUUCUUACAGAUGAAACUAUCAAUGAAUGUUUACUUCUACAUAGACAAGAAAAAGGAACUUACUGAUAUACAAAUCUUUUAUCGCUUCAGGAUUAACUUAAAGCAGUGGUAGGUAAUGUUGUUCAUAAAAACAAAUGUGUUAUACUAAUUGAAAGUCUCUUUACAUCAAUAAAGUUAUAUAUGUGGUUUUAUAUUUUUUUGUAAGUAUCAGAACCACAGAAAGUUUGUUCAAUCAUUGCAUUCAGUCCAAAAGGAGGGUGGGAUAUUUUUCCCUUUUGUCUUCGAAGCUAGGUUGCUAUUUCUAGCUACAUGAAUCAUGUUUAAAUCAUCUCGACUCUGAAAUUCUGACCAAAAGGCUCUGUGACUCCUCCCAUUUGAGGUUGUAUAUUUGCUAUUCGUUGUAUUCAAACAUUUUGCUGUGCAUCUUGGUCACGUUGUAUUAGUUUUGCUCAAACUGUGUAAAUGUUUCGUGAAGGUGCCAUGUGUUUGGAUUCCAAUUCGUGUUUUAUGAAGCCUUAGGUUUAACUGUUCAAAUGAGAUUUUAAGACAAUCGUAUGUGCCUCUGAUGGUUUUAAGCUCUCUUAGUGACCAUAACAGUAUGACUGAAUUGACAGCUUUCUGUACCUCGUCUGCAUUGUUUAUGAGAAACAUGACUGCGAUCUCCAUUUUGUACGCAAUGUCACAGAAUAAAGUUUACACUUUCUAUGCUU